Messenger RNA from Penicillium diatomitis, 1686 nucleotides. Its product is annotated as DEAD-box ATP-dependent RNA helicase DBP2. Gene Ontology annotation, cellular component: nucleus; ribonucleoprotein complex; cytoplasm. The transcript is spliced from 6 exons. The coding region runs from base 1 to 1686 and encodes 561 amino acids. Lineage: Eukaryota; Fungi; Ascomycota; Eurotiomycetes; Eurotiales; Aspergillaceae. Gene Ontology annotation, biological process: rRNA processing. The record is from RefSeq and is a predicted model, not a curated record. Gene Ontology annotation, molecular function: ATP binding; RNA binding; RNA helicase activity.
AUGUCUUACGGUGGAAACUCCCGCGGCGGCGACUCUUACCGCUCUCGCGGUGGUGACAACGGUUACUCAGGCGGCGGCGGUUAUUCCAACGGAGGCGGCUACAGUGGUGGCGGCGGUGGCUAUGGUGGUGGUGCUGGUGGCUACGGCGGUGGUCGUGGAGGCUACGGCGGCGGCGGUGGUGGUUACGGCGGUGGUGGCUAUGGCGGCGGCGCUGGUGGUGAUCGUAUGAGCAACUUGGGUGCUGGUUUGAAGACCCAGGAUUGGGAUCUCAACAACAUGCCCAAGUUCGAGAAGUCAUUCUACAAGGAACACCCUGACGUUUCCGCCCGCUCAGACGCUGAGGUUGAGGCCUUCCGCAAGAAGUCGGAGAUGGUCGUUCAGGGCCGUGGCGUGCCUCGUCCCGUCGAGACCUUCGAUGAGGCUGGUUUCCCCGCCUAUGUCCUGUCCGAGGUCAAGGCUCAGGGUUUCGAGCGUCCCACUGCAAUUCAGUCUCAGGGUUGGCCCAUGGCUCUCUCCGGACGUGAUGUUGUCGGUAUUGCCGAGACUGGUUCCGGAAAGACCCUGUCCUACUGUCUCCCCGCCAUCGUUCACAUCAACGCCCAGCCUCUGCUGGCUCCCGGCGAUGGCCCCAUCGUCCUCAUUUUGGCUCCCACCCGUGAGCUGGCUGUCCAGAUUCAAACUGAAAUCAGCAAGUUUGGCAAAUCUUCUCGCAUUCGCAACACCUGUGUGUAUGGUGGUGUCCCUAAGGGUCCCCAGAUUCGCGACUUGUCUCGCGGUGUUGAGGUCUGCAUUGCUACUCCUGGUCGUCUGAUUGACAUGCUUGAGGCCGGCCGCACCAAUCUUCGUCGCGUCACUUACUUGGUUCUGGAUGAGGCUGAUCGCAUGCUCGACAUGGGUUUCGAGCCCCAAAUUCGCAAGAUCAUCGGUCAAAUUCGUCCCGACCGUCAAACUUGCAUGUGGUCUGCUACUUGGCCCAAGGAAGUCCGCCAGCUGGCCAAGGACUUCCUCAAUGACUACAUCCAGGUCAACAUUGGCUCCAUGGACCUGUCGGCUAACCACCGUAUCCACCAAAUCGUCGAGGUCGUCCCCGAGUUUGAGAAGCGCGACCGCAUGAUCAAGCACAUGGAGAAGAUCAUGGAGGAUCGUUCCAACAAAAUCAUCAUCUUCACUGGUACCAAGCGCAUCGCCGAUGAAAUCACCCGCUUCCUCCGCCAAGACGGAUGGCCCGCGCUUUCUAUCCACGGUGACAAGCAGCAGCAAGAGCGUGAUUGGGUUCUUAACGAAUUCAAGUCGGGCAAGAGCCCCAUCAUGGUGGCCACUGACGUGGCUUCCCGUGGUAUUGAUGUGCGUGACAUUACUCAUGUCCUGAACUAUGACUACCCCAACAACUCGGAGGACUAUGUCCACCGCAUCGGUCGUACUGGCCGUGCCGGUGCCAAGGGUACCGCUAUCACUUUCUUCACCACUGAGAACUCUAAGCAGGCUCGUGACCUCAUCACCAUUCUUACCGAGGCCAAGCAGCAGAUUGACCCCCGUCUCGCUGAGAUGGUCCGAUACAGCGGUGGCGGCGGUGGCGGUGGUCGCUGGGGUGGUCGUGGCCGCGGAGGCUGGGGAGGCCGAGGUCGCGGUGGCGGCGGUGUCACGGCUUCCAAUGCUGCUCCCCUCGGCGGCGCCCGCCGGUGGUAA